GGGUUACGUUUUCGUUUCUCUUUGGUUUUGUGACUCUGUGGUUUCAACCGUUGGCGAUGGAAUUUGAAUGAAUUUCGAAUGUUGUAAUCAGAGUUGUAAGAUUGUAAAAUGUUUAUGAAUGAUGUUCAUAAAAAAGAGGAAAUAAGGAAUUUAGCGGUGAAACAUCUUCGUAAAUAUGGAAUCAAACACAGAGCAAAAUCUUGUAGGCAAUCGGUGCAGGUUGUUAAAUCCAAGAAGCUAUUCAACGUGCCAUUAGCAAACUUAGAGAAUGAGACUGUAACUCUUAAAAAUGGGCAACAAUUAGUUGUGCCUAAAAGACUGUAUGAAAUGUGUUCCUAUAUUCUGAGUAAAGUAGAUACUGAAGGGCUUUUUCGCAAGGAAGGGUCAAGAUCCAGACAGAAUAUAAUAAAGUUGUCUUUGGACCGAGGCUGUAUGCUUGGAUACGAACAUCAUGUCAUAGAUGUGGCAGUCAUUCUUAAGUGUUUCCUGAGGGAAUUACCGGAACCUCUUAUACCAUAUUCCUUUCAUGAGCUAUUUCUGAGAUGCUCUUUGAUUGAGAACAAAGUGGAAGCAAUUCUAUUAGCUAGUCUGCUUAUUCCGAUGGAGCACUUGAAUGUUCUCUCUUAUUUGAUGCAGUUUUUCAGCGAGGUAGCAAGUCACUCAAAGCACAACAAAAUGAAUUCCUUCAACAUCUCAAUUCUAGUUGGGCCAAACGUAUUCCCUGUUAAUGAAAAAGUAGCUCCUAAAAAUAAACUGAUGGUCAAAAAAACUUGUGAUAUCGUAAAGUUGAUGAUAGACAACUCCAACAAUAUUGGAGUCAUACCGGAUUUUAUUCUUGAGCAAAUAGGAAAUCUCAGAGUGGGAGAACUGGAUAUUCCAGAUAAGGUCAAGAGAAGAAGUGGAUCAUUAACGAGAAUUUUUAAUGGCUUGAAAAAAAUUGUUGGAAAUCGAACAGACGAACAUACUGUAGAUAGUAAGUGA
Messenger RNA from Leptinotarsa decemlineata (Colorado potato beetle), 981 nucleotides. RefSeq lists its product as uncharacterized. The record is from RefSeq and is a predicted model, not a curated record. NCBI's taxonomy places the organism in Eukaryota, Metazoa, Arthropoda, Insecta, Coleoptera, Chrysomelidae. Gene Ontology annotation, molecular function: GTPase activator activity. Gene Ontology annotation, biological process: signal transduction.